GUUUGUUUUGACUGACGUUUCGUGAGCUGCGGCAGGUUCCUUCACCACGCAAAACCACGCAGGAACCUAAAUAAUUUGUCCCGUUUAUCAAACCAUUUCCUUGCUGAAAUUUAGGCCUAUUUGCAAUAAGUGCCGUAGAAACUUACAGCCUAACGCUGCCUGCUUUGCGAUAGCAUCUGUGGUUCGAUAGAAAACCCGUCCGGUCCCGGCAGCAUCGUCGUCCUCACCAUGGGUAUCUUGGAAAAAAUCUCGGACAUCGAGAAGGAGAUUGCGAAAACACAGAAAAAUAAAGCAACCGAGUACCAUCUGGGUUUGCUGAAGGCGAAACUAGCCAAGUACCGGUCACAGCUGCUGGAACCGUCGAAGAAGGGCGAAAAGGGUGAUGGGUUCGAUGUACUGAAGUCGGGCGACGCUCGCAUUGCCCUGAUCGGGUUCCCAUCGGUCGGUAAAUCUACGCUACUGUCGACGCUGACCAAAACGGAGAGCGAGGCAGCGAACUACGAAUUCACCACGCUCACCUGCAUCCCGGGUGUGAUCGAGUACAAGGGGGCCAACAUACAGCUGCUCGAUUUGCCCGGUAUUAUUGAAGGUGCUGCGCAGGGCAAGGGUCGUGGUCGGCAGGUUAUUGCCGUGGCGCGCACGGCCGAUCUGGUGCUGAUGAUGCUGGACGCUACGAAACCGAACGUGCACCGCGAUCUGCUUGAGUACGAGCUGGAGUCAGUCGGGUUGCGGUUGAACAAACGAAAGCCGAACAUCUACUUCAAGAUUAAGAAGGGUGGCGGCGUAAGCUUUAACGCGACGUGCCCACUGACGCGCUGCAACGAAAAGAUGGUGCAAACGAUACUGCACUCGUUCAAGAUCUUUAACGCGGAAGUGCUGUUCCGAGAGGAUUGUACCGAGGACGAGUUCAUCGACGUGGUGUCCGGGAAUCGGAUCUAUUUGCCGUGCAUCUACGUGUACAACAAGAUCGAUCAGAUCUCGAUCGAAGAGGUGGACCGGCUUGCCCGGCAACCGUACUCGGUCGUGGUCAGCUGUAACAUGCAUCUCAAUCUGGACUAUCUGCUGGAGGUGCUGUGGGAACAUUUACAGCUGAUCCGGGUGUACACCAAAAAGCCGGGUGCACCGCCAGACUUUGACGACGGUCUAAUUCUACGAAGGGGUGUUACGGUGGAACACGUGUGUCACGCAAUUCAUCGUACGCUUGCGGCCCAGUUCAAGUAUGCGCUCGUUUGGGGCACCUCGACGAAAUAUUCUCCCCAACGGGUGGGUAUUUCGCACAUCAUGAACGAUGAGGACGUUAUUCAGGUCGUUAAAAAGUAACCCUCUUCCACAAGCAACACUUUCUGCGUCCUCCUGGUAUAGAGUUGUCCCCAUGAUAGGGAGGUUUCUUCUUUGCAAGAUAAAAUAAGGCCAGACCCCCGUAAAGAAUGAACUGAAACCGAUUCUUUUCCGUGGUUUGCCGAUUUUCUUUUUGGUUACUCGUUUAAAUAAACACAAACAAUAACGUAAAAUUAA
Molecule: messenger RNA, 1515 nt
Organism: Anopheles stephensi (Asian malaria mosquito)
Lineage: Eukaryota; Metazoa; Arthropoda; Insecta; Diptera; Culicidae
Product: developmentally-regulated GTP-binding protein 2-like
Exons: 3
Coding region: 229-1320 (363 amino acids)
Biological process (GO): cytoplasmic translation
Cellular component (GO): cytoplasm
Molecular function (GO): GTPase activity; GTP binding
Source: RefSeq, a predicted model, not a curated record